CAUAGGGCCAUCUGGUCCCGUCUCCAGUGUAGGAACAACCGAUAGAAUUGUCCGAGCAAAGUUUGUCACAAUCAGACGAUACAAUUAUGAGGAAACUUCUAGCACUUCUGGGCCUUUUGGCCUUGUCGGCAGCUCAAGACUGCUAUGUCGGCCGGGGGAGUGCGUACCGCGGGUCGGUAAACGUCACUUCUGCCGGGCUGGAAUGCCAGCCGUGGUCCGUGCAGGCCCCGCACGGACAUGCCUUCACCCCCGCCAACUACCCAGACGCCGGGCUGGACGGGAACUACUGCCGCAACCCCGACAACGACUUGAGGCCGUGGUGCUACACUAUGGACCCCAACGUGCGCUUCGGCUACUGUGACGCUCCGCAGUGUGACUGCAUGUUCAACACCGGUGAGUUUUACAAGGGGUCAAAGGCCACUUCCGUUUCCGGUCUGACCUGCCAGCGGUGGGACUCCCAGUCCCCCCAUCAACAUGACAGAACUCCACAAAACUACCCCGAAAAUGACCUUCGUGAGAACUACUGUCGUAACCCGGAUGGAGAACCUCGUACCUGGUGCUACACUACUGACCCCAAUGUACGCUGGGAACACUGUGACGUCCCGAAAUGUGACAAUGCAGACCUGGGUACGUGCGGUGUCCAGGCCAUCCAGCCCACGUUCUCCCGGAUAGUGGGCGGUUCUGUGGCCACGCCUGGAUCCUGGCCUUGGCAAGUCUCCCUCGGGUACGGCUCUAACGGUCAGCACGUCUGCGGAGCCACCCUCAUCGCCCCUGAAUGGGUACUGUCCGCGGCGCACUGCUUCGCACAGCUCUCGACAAACCCAGGUUCCUUCAUUGUGAAAGUGGGGAAGCACAACAAGGGCUCCACUGACUCCACGGAACAGAGGAUGCAAGUCGCACAGAUCAUCGUCCAUCCACGCUACCAGCAGGAGGGACAGAACACCAAUGACAUCGCCCUGCUGAAGUUGGUCGGGCGCGUCUCACUGAACGAUUACGUCUCACAGGCCUGCAUUACCGAGACAGAGGCGCCAGAUGGCGCUAUAUGCGUGGCAACUGGCUUCGGCAACACAGAAGGCACCGGAGGCGACAACUACCUGAAACAGGUCCAGCUCCCGUUGCUUACCAACUCCCAGUGCCGGAGCUGGUUGGGUAGCGUCAUCAAGAGCACCAUGGUGUGCGCUGGGUACGAGAGCGGCGGCUCCGACACAUGUCAGGGAGACAGCGGCGGUCCGCUGACGUGCCCCCGUCUGGGUCAGUGGUUCGUGUCGGGGGUCACCAGUUUCGGACAAGGGUGCGCGGACCCCCGCAAGCCGGGCGUGUACACCCGUGUGGGGCACUACAUCGACUGGAUCCUCAAGUACACAGCUGACAACUGACGCGCGUUAGCUUGCUUGCAAAAAUUCCUAUUAAGCUAAAUCAGACUAAAGAACGCAAUUUACGUGAAACAUUUAAUACAUGUUUUUGGACCACGAA
This is a messenger RNA of Branchiostoma belcheri (Belcher's lancelet), 1473 nucleotides long. RefSeq names its product plasminogen-like. The transcript has 10 exons. Gene Ontology annotation, biological process: proteolysis. The record is from RefSeq and is a predicted model, not a curated record. Gene Ontology annotation, molecular function: signaling receptor binding; serine-type endopeptidase activity. The coding region runs from base 87 to 1376 and encodes 429 amino acids. Lineage: Eukaryota; Metazoa; Chordata; Leptocardii; Amphioxiformes; Branchiostomatidae.